Molecule: messenger RNA, 810 nt
Organism: Leptidea sinapis
Lineage: Eukaryota; Metazoa; Arthropoda; Insecta; Lepidoptera; Pieridae
Gene: trsn
Product: translin
Exons: 7
Coding region: 91-792 (233 amino acids)
Biological process (GO): RNA metabolic process
Cellular component (GO): nucleus; cytoplasm
Molecular function (GO): single-stranded DNA binding; RNA binding; sequence-specific DNA binding
Source: RefSeq, a predicted model, not a curated record
AAAAAGAAUGCUCAUUUGUAAUUUGUUCAUUGUUGUGCAAAUAAUACCUAAUUUUUAUUUAUCUAAAUAAUAAUAACCUUAACUUUUAAAAUGAGUUUAAAUCACCAUAUCACUAAAAUAUUUUGUGAGUUCCAGAAAAGUAUUGAUAAUGAACAAGAAAUCCGCGAAGUUAUAAGAAGUAUAUGUAAGGAAGUUGAUCAAAUUUCCCGUGAAGCUACAACAACAUUGCAAGUAAUACACCAUGAUGAAGCAGAAAUACCAGCCGCCUGUUUGAAAGCAAGGGAGUUAUUUGAGAAAGCUAAUGCAGGCUAUGUGAGGCUUCGAGAAGCUGUGCCUGUGACGGAUUAUUACAAAUACCAAGACCACUGGCGCUUUAUGACACAGCGGUAUUGUUUCCUGAUCUCUCUGACGAUAUGGCUUGAGAAGGGCAUUCUGGCCUCUCAUGAAACCGUCGCUGCAAUACUUGGCAUCAACGCUGUCGAAAACAAAGAGGGAUUCCAUCUUGAUAUUGAAGAAUAUUUGGUUGGAUUACUUCAACUAUGCACAGAAUUAUCUCGCCUGGCUGUGAAUGCAGUAACUCGUGGUGAUUAUAACAAGCCAUUGCAGAUCUCCAAGUUUGUGAUGGAACUGAACGCCGGCUUCAGAUUACUUAAUCUCAAAAACGACCACCUUCGCAAGCGGUUUGACGCGUUGAAGUAUGAUGUCAAGAAAAUAGAGGAAGUUGUCUAUGACCUUAGUAUAAGAGGACUGUCAAAUAAGAGCCAAGAUGGCGACUCGCCUGUUCAAGACUAAUUAAAUAGUUCUAAGUUG